AAGUUAUCCAAGAUCGAAUCCUUAACUUUGUUCUUCACUUACCUGCAGAAAUCAAUCCAUACCAGGCGACAGCUGAUUAUAUCGCAACUUUUCUUCUACCAUGUCCACAGCCAUCGUGGUCGCGAUAUGUUCAAUACGUUAUUGCAGUAGAGUUUUUAAUAAUGUUUCUUCAAUCAACUUACAUUCUUUAUACGCGCUCCAAGACAAAGAAAAUUUAUCACAUUGGCUUGAAUUCUAUGGGACUGAUACAGCUUGAUCGUGCAAACCACUGUGCAUUGUGUUACUUUCUAUAUAGUAUCAUCGCGGUGAUCGAAAUUAUCUGCGAAGAGUUUGAACGAUCCGGUCAAUUAGACCAGAGAUGGCCAAAAUUCAUACUGGGCGUUAAGUUUAUCGUCACGGUUGCAUGCGCUGGCAGUAAGUGAUUUGACUUGAUGACAAUCCUUGAUCACGUUGAAAAAUUGUUUUCCGACGAUCAACCAACGGCCAUUCAGUCAUCCUUUGGCUGUGCGUCUGCCAUUUUGCUUUGGUCAAACAGAGGGCUGUUUCACAAAGCACGAAUCCAAAUGGAAAAUUUCUCUCAACCACAGCGACAUGGGCAUUGAAUAUAUCAUUCAUGGCAAUUGUAUUUUCCCCUACUGCCGCGAUUGUCACCUCCUUCUUCCAAGUUACCCUGGAGUAUCACCGCGCCAAAGACCUAGUGAUUCCCGUUAUUCAACGUCUACGGGAGUCAGCCCCCGCCUGUUCACCAGCCACUUGCAGCGUGACUCGUCUGCUAUCUCAAGUCCUUGC
Messenger RNA from Melampsora larici-populina 98AG31, 789 nucleotides. RefSeq lists its product as uncharacterized. The transcript is spliced from 7 exons. The record is from RefSeq and is a predicted model, not a curated record. Lineage: Eukaryota; Fungi; Basidiomycota; Pucciniomycetes; Pucciniales; Melampsoraceae. The annotation marks the transcript as partial.